AUGUCUUCCGUUCCAAACGGUGCAGACAUCUCUGCUGGUACUCACCCGGAUCUGUCGCUCGGGUCGUUCGUAUCAGACACACCCCUUCCACGUGCGCGACGUCCAAGACAAAGCGUACCAGGAGGAAAAGGCGCUGCUUUAUCUUUGAGAGAUCAAGAAAAGCACAUUGACUCUCUCAAAAAAGAAAACUUUAACAUCAAACUGCGCGUCCAUUUUCUCGAGGAGCGUCUUGCGCAACUUGCACCAGACCAGAUCGAUGCUGCUCUCAAACAGAACAUUAAUCUCAAGAUUGAGGUCCAGCAACGUGGUCUUGAGAUUAAGAAACUCAAGAAACUCGUCUUGGAGCUUGAGCGUGAGUUGGAGCGUCUUCAGCGUGGCUCAACGCGCGACCAUGAUCUUGAGUCGCGACUUCACGAGCGCGAACGCGAUUUGGAGACUCAGCUACAUGAACGGGAACGGGAUCUUGAGAUGCAGCUUCAAGAGCGCGAGCAUGAGAUCAGGGAGUUGAGGAAGGCCCAGGUUAUCAUCGAGCGCAGUGGUGAUGACUCCGUAGAUCCCAUUUAUGCACGAAAAAUUGAGGAUCUGCGUGCGGAGAAUGAAGAACUUCGUCGUGAGCUCGAGCAGCGCGAUCAACUUCUCAUUCGACGGAGAGAAGCGGAGAGCAUUGAAAGGAGUGAGAGUCGGGCUCAGAUACUUGAGGAGAGAGAGGAACGCGAGGCUGUGGAGGACGAUCUCAAUGCAAUCCGGGACAAGCUUGCUGCCGCUACCAUCGAACUACAACAGAAGGAGGACGAAUUGGAGCUCAAGAACAAAGAGAUUGACGAUUUAAUCCAGGAACAUGAUCGCGUCGUUGAUGUUGUCGAGGAGGAGUGGAGGGGUGAAGUCGAGGAGGCCAGGAGUCAGGUCGAAGAGCUCAGAGAUGUUCUUGCAGAACGCGAAAACGAAGCAAGAGAACUCCGCCUCAAUAUCACAGAGCUUGAAGCCAAUACCAACGACCUCCAUGCUAAGUUCGAAGCCACACUCGCACACCUCGAACAAGAAGCGGAAGACAAAGAUGCCGAGCUCCGCGCUGCGAAUGAGGAGAUUGAGCAACUCGGAAAGCAAGUAUAUGCGCUCGAGGAAGACGCAGAUCGCAUGGCUGAGGAUCACGAACGUCAGAGAGAGGAGGACGCAGUCGAGCGCGAAACGCUAGAAGCACUCGCAUCUGCACUCAAAGAUGAAGAAUUAGCGGGGCACAUCGAAGACCUAGUAACUCAAGUGAAACACGAGCAAGAAGCUCGGGAGAGUCUUGAGCGCGAGUUCGACGAUGUAGAGAAGACACACGAGUCUGAGCUUCGACGCGAACGUCGUGCACUCGAAGACAAAGACUCUGCACUGCGUAGCGCCCUCGAUGACCUCUCGCGCGCACAGUCCCUCCUCACACAACGCCAAUGGCGACCUCGAAGCCACAUGGAGCAACGGUCUAAAGAGCUAGGGGAGACCCAUACAACCGCACGGUUCUCAUUGCAGCUAGAAGUUGACAGGCUGAAACGUGAUGUCGACCGCUUAGAGGACGAACUAUCUCGUACGAGGAAAGAUGUCGGCGACCGAGAGGGUACGACUCGUGAUCGUGAAGAUCUGAUUCAUAAAUUGCAGCUCGAAGUACAACAGCUCACCACACAACUCAACACCCAAACUCAAGCACGUCUUAGUCUCUCAGAGAAACUUGACAACGCGCAAAGCAGUCUCAAGACUGCUGAGGCAGAGUUGUUUGGGCAUAAGACGAGAGUGAACGAGCUGGAGACGCGAUUAUCUAAGGACCAGCGGACGUUAUUGAGUGCCGAGAACCAGUAUCGUGAUCAGCUUACAGAGCGAAACACAUUGCUGCUUACGAUAUAUCAAUACAUGGAUAAGAUUCUCGGCGUGGAUAAGACUCCCAAGAAAGGCAAUCAAGCAGAAACGAAGCCCUUCACCAAUUUCAGUGUUUUCCACGACAACCUCAUCACACGACUCAAAGCUCUAUCCCAGAUCCAACUCGACUUUGAAAAACGCGUCAAAGAUGCGGAAGGGAAAUUCACCGAGAAACUUGCUGAGAUGCGGAGGCAGCUUGAUGUGCGGUGGAAACAGAUCGACAAGUUUGAGUCGAGCGUGAAGGCAUACGGUGAGGCAAAGGCUACGUGGAGACGGAAGUUUACUGCAAAGGAAGGGGAGAUUGAGGGGUUGAAGGCUACUAACGCAGAAUUGACCUCACAACUAACGAUAUCCCGACGACCGACCCAAGGCGACUCCCAAGAAACAAAGACGCUUCUUUCCCGUGCAGUAAAUGCCGAGAAACGUCUCGUGGUGGUUCAAAACCAGCUCCUCCUGAGCGAGGAAAAGAUUUCGAAUAUAAACCAAAAGACGAAUACGGCUGAUCAGAAGUGGGAGGCGAGAGUGAAGGAGUAUGAGUCAAGGUUGAGGGCGGGAGAGGAGAAAUAUAAAAGGGAGAGGCAGGGGGCGAAGGAGAGGGUGUUGGAGUUGGAGAAUCAGAUGAGGAGUCUAGAACGCCAGAACGAACUCGCUCAAAAACGGAAUGCGCAACUGGAUAAUGUGGCAGAAACAAAUAAAGCUCCUGCACGGUCCCGGUAA
Suillus bovinus is the source of this 2607-nucleotide messenger RNA. RefSeq lists its product as uncharacterized. The transcript has 10 exons. The record is from RefSeq and is a predicted model, not a curated record. Gene Ontology annotation, biological process: positive regulation of microtubule polymerization; regulation of mitotic cell cycle spindle assembly checkpoint; positive regulation of DNA-templated transcription. Lineage: Eukaryota; Fungi; Basidiomycota; Agaricomycetes; Boletales; Suillaceae. Gene Ontology annotation, cellular component: mitotic spindle pole; pericentriolar material; microtubule organizing center. Gene Ontology annotation, molecular function: calmodulin binding; transcription cis-regulatory region binding; protein kinase binding. The coding region runs from base 1 to 2607 and encodes 868 amino acids.